ACAAGAGAAAUCAAACCUUAAAAAGGCACACCGCUCCCAACCUUUUUUCUAUUAACGGGUAAAAAUAAACCUUUUCUUUUUUCCAUUCCUCACCCUCUCCAAUUUUAGACGAAACCCUUAAAUUUUCACUUUCGAUUUUUUGUUUUUUCUUGUGGGUUUAUAGUUUAAUUAAGCAAGAAAGCCUCAGAGAUGCAGCAACCAGGGCAAAUGUUUCCAGUUACGCCUUCAUUUCCUCCUACUAACAUCACCACUGAGCAGAUUCAGAAGUACCUUGACGAGAACAAGAAAUUGAUAUUGGCGAUUUUGGGCAACCAAAACCCUGGAAAACUUGCUGAAUGUGCCCAGUACCAGGCUCAACUUCAAAAGAAUUUGAUGUAUUUGGCUGCAAUUGCUGACGCUCAACCGCAGACGCCUGCAAUGCCUCCCCAGAUGGUUCCGCACCCAGCAAUGCAACAAGGAGGGUUUUACAUGCAACAACCUCAGGCUGCAGGCAUAGGUCAGCAGCCCAGUACAUUUCCACUAAGAGCAUCCUUACAAUUCAAUAAUUUACAUCAGCAGCAUCUAUCCCAACAUCUCCCACAGCCACAGGCCGUGCAAGGGCAUAUGGAUAUGCGGCCUACUGGGGCCAGUAAUGGCAUGCACCCGACAUAUAACGAGGCUAAUCUGGGAGGAAGUGGCCUGGUUUUGAAUUCUGGCCCAGCUGCUAUACGUGGAGGAAGUAAGCAAGAUAGACCUGCAGAAGGGUCCUCUGGAGCCGAUGGCCAGGGAACUUCUGCAUAUGGCGGUGGAGAUGGAAAGGGAGCUAAAUAAUGCCCUGUGAAAUAUCUGAAAUAGUCUCGUGUAGGAUUAGCGUUUUUCGUGUGGGGGUACGUCUGUUCAUCAAGGAACAGACAGAAAGUAGCGAAGGAUUGAAAAUUUUUCCUUUGUAGAUGGGUUUUUCUCUGAUUAGGGGAAGACAGUUUGGGUAUAAGCUUCAGGCUUCAGCCCUGUUCUAUAAUAAUUUUUGUAAUGAUGUUAGGCGUUUAUUAAACAGCAACUAGAACUGAUUUUCAUGUUGAUUAUGAAUGUACAAACUUUUCGUGCUUUGA
This is a messenger RNA of Olea europaea var. sylvestris, 1088 nucleotides long. RefSeq names its product GRF1-interacting factor 3-like. The transcript is spliced from 4 exons. Gene Ontology annotation, molecular function: transcription coactivator activity. Lineage: Eukaryota; Viridiplantae; Streptophyta; Magnoliopsida; Lamiales; Oleaceae. The record is from RefSeq and is a predicted model, not a curated record. Bases 190 to 810 code for a protein of 206 amino acids. Gene Ontology annotation, biological process: cell population proliferation; positive regulation of transcription by RNA polymerase II; leaf development. Gene Ontology annotation, cellular component: nucleus.